Tetrahymena thermophila SB210 is the source of this 567-nucleotide messenger RNA. RefSeq lists its product as hypothetical. The transcript has a single exon. NCBI's taxonomy places the organism in Eukaryota, Ciliophora, Oligohymenophorea, Hymenostomatida, Tetrahymenidae. The record is from RefSeq and is a predicted model, not a curated record.
AUGGGAAGGGAGUAUUAUUUAUUCUUCAACAGCUCUAUUCUUUUAACAUUAAAUGAUAGACUGCAAAUCUAGCUUCAAUAAAAUAAAUUCAAACGAUUUAAAAUAAUGUGUUUCAAGGUGUUUAGAUGGUUAAUAUGCAGCAAACUUUUAAACUACUUUCGUGUGUUCUCCUUGCAAUCCAAUUUGUAAAACUUGCUCAAGUUUAAACGUAUGUACUUCUUGCUAAUCAAAUUAAUUUGUAGAUCCCUCUACUUAGUCCUGUAGCAACUGCGAUACAAGCUGUUUAACUUGUUAAAAUUCUUCUACAUAAUGCCUAAGUUGUCCUUAAGGUUUGUUUCUUUACAAUUAAAAGUGUUAUUCAAUUCAACCAUAAGGUACUUAUUGCGAUCAAAAUUAAAUAUGCUAAGAUUGUUAAAGAUCAUACUAAUGUAAUUUUUGCGAUAAUACAUUAUAAAUUUGCAUAAGUUGUAUUAAUUAAAGUUUAUAUUUUUUAAAUGGAGUUUGUUCUAAUAUAUAGCCACCAAACACAUACUGCAAUUUAUAAAAGAUAUGUCAAAAAUGUCCUGA